Messenger RNA from Planococcus citri (citrus mealybug), 3927 nucleotides. It is a transcript of the gene Pgant5, whose product is annotated as polypeptide N-acetylgalactosaminyltransferase 5. The record is from RefSeq and is a predicted model, not a curated record. The transcript is spliced from 12 exons. Gene Ontology annotation, molecular function: polypeptide N-acetylgalactosaminyltransferase activity. NCBI's taxonomy places the organism in Eukaryota, Metazoa, Arthropoda, Insecta, Hemiptera, Pseudococcidae. The coding region runs from base 683 to 2509 and encodes 608 amino acids. Gene Ontology annotation, cellular component: Golgi apparatus. Gene Ontology annotation, biological process: protein O-linked glycosylation.
CUAACUAAACAAGUUUUUUUUACUCGGAAUUUCGGAUCCGAUGUCCGCUACAUCCGCUUCUUCGUUUCGUUUAAUACAUUCUUUUUCUAAAUCAUUUUCAUUUUGAAAUAAUCAAAGAUUGAAUUGAAUUCUCAACAUGAAGAAAACUUUCGUUUUUGCAGCUUUAUAAGCUCAUUAGCUCACCCGUCUACUAUUGCAUUGCCCGUCGAUGAAUGGUGUGUAUCACUUUAGGCUGAGGUGCGAACUUGUUGGACCACGGGUGACUGGCGGACUUGACUGAUAACAACGUAGCGUUCGUUCCGCGUAGAAGAUUGGUGUCCAUGCCAGAACUGGAGUAGCCGUUACAACGUUUACAUUUGAUAGCCAACGAAAAAACACGGUUCCGUAUCGCAUUUGCCGGAAAUGAUAACGGCAAUGUCGAGGCCCGCGUAAAAUUAUACCGUAUUCGAGUUUGAUGGUCGGCGAGUGGAACACGUCUCGCGUUUUCUUUGCAGCCGUUGCCGGUGCCGUUGCCUAUAUCGUCCGCAUUUCGCUCGUUUACUUCGAUGUAAAUCGCCCGAGAUUGUUAGCAGCGCUUACCGAUUUACGUAUGUACUUGAAAAGUGAUCAUUUCGAGAGAUGAAUUCGGGAUACCUGUCCGAGUUAUCGUUGGCCAACGAAUGAAGGUACCUACUUCGUCAAAAUGUUGCGUUCCAGAUUGCGGUUAACCUCUUGUAAAAUCAUAUUGGUCACAUCUUUCGUUUGGUUCAUCGUAGAUGUGAUCAUUUUAGCGUUUUAUUUCGAUUCUUUGAGUAAUAUCAGCAAAACAAAGUACGUAGAGAAAACGCUCAAUAAGUCCGAUGUGGCCGGCAAGGCGGAAGCGUUGAAAUCGCAAGAGUUGCGUUUAGUUGGAAUGAAAAAUGAAAACACGGUAGACGUAGGUGGUAUUUCGCUGACGUAUAAGCCGGCCGAUUUGAAUAGAUGGCAGCCGGCCAAACCGGUGUUUCCGCAAUCUGGAAAACCCGGAGAGCAAGGAAACGGCGUACAAAUACCCUCCGAACAAGAUGCCAUUAUGAAAGAGAAAUUCAAGCUUAAUCAAUUCAAUAUAUUGGCCAGCGAUAAAAUUUCGUUGAACAGAUCGCUCGUCGAUGUUCGUCACGCCAGUUGCAAGAAUAAAAAGUACGCCGACAAACUACCUUCCACGAGCAUAGUAAUAGUGUUUCAUAACGAAGCGUGGUCGACGUUACUUCGUACCGUUUGGAGCGUGAUCAAUAGAUCUCCGAGAUCGUUAUUGAAAGAAAUAAUACUAGUGGACGACGCCAGCGAAAGAGAGUAUUUGGGUAGACAACUGGAAGAUUACGUGGCUACUUUGCCAGUUUUGGUAAAAGUUUUGAGAACUGUCAAACGAUCUGGUCUGAUAAGAGCGCGCUUACUAGGUGCCAAACACGUCAAAGGGCAAGUGAUAACAUUUUUAGAUGCGCAUUGCGAGUGCACCGAGGGAUGGCUGGAACCGCUUCUGGCUAGAAUAGUUGAAAACAGGAAAACUGUGGUUUGCCCAAUUAUCGAUGUGAUAUCUGACGAAACUUUCGAGUAUAUUACCGCCUCGGACAUGACUUGGGGAGGCUUUAAUUGGAAAUUAAACUUCAGAUGGUAUAGAGUACCGCAACGAGAAAUGUCGAGAAGAGGAGGCGAUAGAACUGCUCCUUUGAGAACACCUACGAUGGCCGGUGGUCUAUUCUCCAUAGAUAAAGAGUACUUUUACGAAGUUGGCUCCUACGACGAAGGCAUGGAUAUAUGGGGCGGAGAAAAUCUGGAAAUGUCAUUUCGGAUAUGGAUGUGCGGUGGCAGGCUGGAGAUUAUCACCUGCUCUCGAGUUGGCCAUGUUUUUCGUAAAUCUACUCCGUAUUCGUUUCCUGGGGGUACGUCCAGCAUAGUCAAUCGUAAUAACGUUCGCGUAGCCGAAGUAUGGAUGGACGAAUGGAAAUAUUUCUUUUACGCCAUAAAUCCAGGCGCGACGAAUGUCGAAGUGGGUGACGUAUCGCCUCGCAAAGAAUUGAGAAAACGUUUGAGCUGCAAAAGUUUCCGCUGGUACUUGGAAAAUGUUUAUCCGGAAUCGCAAAUGCCGUUGGAUUAUUACUACCUCGGCGAGAUUAAAAAUGCAGAAACGCAGACUUGCUUGGAUACGUUGUCGAGAAAAAGCGGAGAAAAGGUUGGAAUGACUUACUGUCACGGAUUGGGUGGAAAUCAAGUUUUUGCAUACACGAAACGCGCUCAAAUCAUGUCCGAUGAUAACUGCUUGGAUGUCGCAUCACCGGUUGGAUCUGUAAACCUGAUACGAUGUCACGGAAUGGGUGGAAAUCAGGCUUGGGUUUACGACGAAGAGCUUAUGACGAUUAAGCAUAUAAACACCGAACAGUGUUUAGCCAGACCGAAUGCGAAAGAUGCCACUACUCCGCUGUUGAAAGAAUGCGAUGGCAGCUUGGGACAACGAUGGAUUAUGAAGAGUAAAUUUCACUGGCAAGCUAGUUAGCGAUACGCCGUCGCCGCACUUCUCUAAUGCCGAUGCCGAUUGCGACGGCGACGGCGAUGGCGAAUACCGCCGAUAUCGUUCGGUACUUCAGUUCGCGUGUGUUCAUCUUUUGUCAAGCCAACGCCAACGCCAACGCCCCAGUGGCGUGUAAAACGAUAUCCGUUUAUUUCUUCUUUUUACCUUUCUUUUCUUUCUUUUUUUUUCUUUUAUUCUUUUUAAAUUUUAUUUAUUUUACCCAUACGAUGAAGCUGUGAUCAAAGUACAAUUAGUGCCCGUCUAUCUACUUAGCUGCCCAACCUGCCGCAGCGACGCAGCGCAGCGCAGUGCAGCACACCGAAUAAUACUCGUCGUCGUCGUCGUCGUUCUCUGCGGUGUGUUGUUAAUGUACGUGUACCUUACCUACGAGUAUACGCACAUAGUAUGAGGUAUAAAUGUUGUGGGUUUUCAAAAAUGUAUAGUAAAUCUAAAUACCUACCAUUAGUAGCGUAUUUUUUUGGCAGUUAUACUCGUAUACCUUUGUCCUUUACCCUUGUACGAUAUAUUGUAUGUACCUAUUAUGUAUUACGUAUUUCGACGCGAACAUUGUAGCUACAUUAUGUAAUAAACUAAACAUGGCUAAAAACCGUGUACCGUACUCGCUACCACCCGCCAGGCACAGGGCAAAGGGCUUCGGCAUCGGCACAGUUAGCGUGUACACCGUUCGUCAUAACGUGACAUUCUUCGUUUUACCGUUACGGUUAGAAAAACAGCUGGCUGUGCAGUGUGCAUCGUUUGUCACUUUUCACAUUUUUAAAACUUUUUUUUGCUCGAAUCGAGCAUGUAGUGCGACUGUAACACUUACUACAUGUACAGUACAUACCUAUUAUGGUCUACCUACUCGGAUUACCUUUUUUUUAUACUGUUCUGUUAUGUGUUACUCGUAUGUAAGUCUAAGUACCAUAAGUAUGAUAAGUAAUUUCAAAAAGUAGACGACAAUUGCGUUUUCAAACAAUCUGUCUCUUUUCUUGUUUAACGAUUGACGCGGGUGGUACGAGUUGGUACCGGGUACGUAUCGUACACCGUACACCGUACACCGUACACGUCUACGCUACGUACUCUUUUCAGUGUUCACCUUCUAUACUCGUAGAUAAUAAUUACCUACCGAUUACGAAACGUUUUACCUUACUUAAGCCUACUAUUAUUACGUAUUACGAGUAGCCGCAAAUAAGUUCAAUAAUCUGCGUCUUGAUUCCAAGUCAAGUUGUACCUGCAGUUGCAGUUGCAGCUGCGGUCUAUACUUACGUAUAUUUUAAGUUACUACAUAUGUACAUACAUACAUCUACCGUCGCGUCGUCGUUUCGUACGUAAGUACGUGUUAUUUUCUUUUGUAUUUUUGUCUUCUCGCAAUAAAAGACACGAAUGUUUUUUCUUUUUUUCAA